AUUAACGAACGAACUGGUUGUGUGCUGCCCUUGUUUAACUUUUUACUAAAGCAGUUGAAUAUAUAUGGUUGUACAUUUAUUUUGAUAACAUUUUAUCAUUCUUUCUGUCAUAAAACCGAACAGACGUGCUGUUUUUUUCUGGUGACGGUAACAUUAUAUCCACAGUUCUGUCUUCCGCUCGGGCUAGCUAACUGUAACUAGCUUAACGAAGGUCUCCAGCACAGCCACAGACUCACGUUAGCAGGUCAAAGUCCAGCACAGAGGACUCAAACCAGAAUGCCUCCGCUCAAGUUCUGUGCGAAUAUUUCCUGGCUGUUCACGGAGCUUCCAGACUUCAGCCAGAGAAUAUACGCGGCUGCCUCGGCCGGCUUUCAGGCUGUGGAGGCCGCCUGGCUGUAUGACUCGGACCUGCAGGAGCUCCAGAGAGUCCGGGAGGCUACAGGAGUGGAGGUGGUCCUCAUCAAUACCCCGCCUGGAGAUUUGAAGGCAGGUGAUCUUGGUCUUGGUGCAGUUCCUGGAAGACAGACAGAGUUCAAACAGGGUCUGGAACUGGCUUUGAAGUAUGCAAAAGCUUUGGACUGCAAAAGGAUCCACCUGAUGGCUGGUAGGAUUCCUGUGGGCUCACACAGAGCGGCCAUUGCCAAGGAAAUGGAGACCAUCUUUGUGCAGAACCUAAGCUAUGCUGCUGGCAUCCUCUCAAAGGAAGGAAUCACUGGUUUGAUUGAACCAAUCAACACGAGGAUCACAGAUCCCACAUAUUUUCUGGACUCACCUCAUCAGGCGGCUGCGAUACUGGAGAAGGUUGGAAAGCCAAACAUCAAACUGCAGAUGGACGUCUUUCACUGGCAAAUAAUGGAUGGGAACCUGACACAAAACAUCCACAAGUAUUUCCCACUGAUUGGUCAUGUUCAGAUCGCUCAGGUUCCAGGCAGGAACGAGCCUGACAGUGAAGGAGAGAUCAACUACAGCUACCUGUUCGACACUCUGGAGAAGCUCAGCUACCAGGGACACAUUGGCUGUGAAUACAAGCCACUAGGAGCCACAAAUGAGAGUCUCGGCUGGCUUAAAAAUUACUGGACACACAGCAAGUGAAGAUCAGUCUACACUUCUGUGAAGUUUUUUUCUCUUUCCUUGGACUUGGAAAGAUUCCAGUGGCCUUACAUUUUCUUCCAAAGUGACAUAAGCAGAUGUAUUUGUCAAAAUUGUUUAACCUGUGCACAAGUUUGAAAAUUGAGCUUUUUUCAUGUAUUUUUAAGCUUAUUUCAUGCUUGAUGUUGUUGGUAUGAAAUAAAAAAAUAAAAUAAUAAUAUACAUUUUA
Molecule: messenger RNA, 1318 nt
Organism: Thunnus maccoyii (southern bluefin tuna)
Lineage: Eukaryota; Metazoa; Chordata; Actinopteri; Scombriformes; Scombridae
Gene: hyi
Product: hydroxypyruvate isomerase
Exons: 8
Coding region: 277-1092 (271 amino acids)
Biological process (GO): glyoxylate metabolic process
Molecular function (GO): hydroxypyruvate isomerase activity
Source: RefSeq, a predicted model, not a curated record